UCUUGGCAUAAACAGUAUAUAAGUUGAAAACUACCUGGGUAGUUUGCAUUAUUCAGGCCCCCGUAUAUUACAUACUUUGAGAAGAUAUAGAACCCUGAGGAUCUGCGUUUCAACAUCACAAGCUAACGAUUCGGCAAGACGAAUCUAGACUUCAGAAGAGACAAGGACAUAACAAAAACGGGUGAAAAAGAUAAUACUUCUCAAUAAGAUACCAGCAGAACCAUGGCGAGGAUAAGCAGAGGAAUUGCUAUCGAGAAGGCCGCAGUGCGUGCCGAACAGAGGAAUGUAGCGCUUCAACAAAAACAACACGAGUGCCGUAAGAGUCCUAGCUUAGGACGGUCCAUGGAGUCCUCAACGUCCUCCAAUGGGAGUCGCGAGCCAAACUUAUUUCUGCCGCAAUUCGAGGCACAUUUGUAUAGAACGUGUAGGCAGGAGGCCGACGCCAAACCUCUGAAUAUAGAGAGGUGCCUAGAUAUGGAUCUUGUCAAGAAAGGGUCGUUCUUUUACAUGAGCAAGAAUUAUGUCGAGGAGGUUGACGAUUGGUUCCAGUUCGUUGAAGAACACCAGAAGUCGACGUUUUGAUCUUUAUACCUCAGAUAUGUAGGUAGAUUUGGGGAGCUAUUAUGCCGUGGAGGUGUUUUAGCCCGGUGUUAUGGGAGCUAUCUUCGGGUUAAUCACGACAAUAGGUAAAUAUAAUAGGUCGUAAUUGAUUUAGGUACCUGGGUAGUAAAUAGGCCGGAGGUUGGUACACCGUUAAUACAAGGAUUUAUAAUAUAUGUAUAA
This is a messenger RNA of Daldinia loculata, 783 nucleotides long. RefSeq lists its product as uncharacterized. NCBI's taxonomy places the organism in Eukaryota, Fungi, Ascomycota, Sordariomycetes, Xylariales, Hypoxylaceae. The record is from RefSeq and is a predicted model, not a curated record. The transcript is spliced from 2 exons. Bases 223 to 582 code for a protein of 119 amino acids.